ACGGCUUGUUUUAGCUUUACACAAGCACUUCUUUACUUUCAUAAACAUCAUUAUAUAGCAGCGUACGUGUUAUCAUAGUUUUAUGUGUUGUUUAGCAUCGUUCUGGCCGUUUUGCCGUUUCACAAUUAAUAUCAUAGUAUUGUUUAGAAAUACAUCGCUAUGCUAUCUCUAUCGAUCAAAAUAUGAAAGUAUAAAAUUAGUAUUCAAUUUUAAGAUACAAAGAGGCAUUUGACAAAGGAAAAUAACUGGAGACCACUUUGGAUUUCUCUCGCCGGCUACUUACACGCCUACACUUCCGAUAGCCAUGAAAGUAACCACCAAGCCAGGUUCCUCCCUAAACAACAGUAGAAGCUGCCACAUUGAAGAGGAACAAAAAGCCAACUUGACAGCGCUUUCUGCACUCGCUCCUCUUUCUCCGGGCUAGUCACUGGAUUUCAAUGUUCUGCCUGCGCUUUGUUUUCUGUGUUAACUUGGGCCGGACCUAUAUGGCGUGUGUGAGCUGGGAAUUUUGCCAGGCACAGCACCUCACGACUGUGGAGAAGUGAAUCGGCUGCCCCCUGAAAGACUACGCUACCCAAAAACCCCCUUGAUUGGCCAUUGUCCUUGGAAGCGCCCACUUUGGAAUACAAAAAAAGCCCUCCUGGAUAUCGCGAAGUCCUUGGCCAGACUGCCCCGCCAAUACAACUCUUUGCUUUCCGCUUUCUCUUUGACAGCCAAUCACAAACAGCUCUCCUGAAUGGGCCGUCUCGCCAACAUGAACCGCCCCGCUGCAGUCGAGAUUACCUACGAGUGCAUGAGGUUCCUCAUCACCCACAAUCCUACCAAUGCCACCCUUAACAAGUUCACCGAGGAGCUAAAAAAGUUUUCAGUGCACACACUGGUGAGAGUGUGCGAAGCCACCUAUGACAAGGCCCCUGUGGAAAAGGAAGGGAUCCAGGUUUUGGAUUGGCCCUUUGAUGAUGGUGCCCCUCCCCCUACCCACAUUGUGGACGACUGGCUCAAGCUCCUCAAUACUAAGUUUCGAGAGGAACCUGGUUGCUGUAUCGCUGUGCAUUGUGUUGCAGGGCUUGGCCGUGCUCCGGUCUUGGUGGCCUUGGCUCUCAUUGAGAGUGGGAUGAAGUAUGAGGAUGCUGUUCAGUUCAUAAGGCAGAAGAGACGCGGGGCCUUCAACUCCAAACAGCUUCUUUACCUCGAAAAAUAUCGACCGAAAAUGCGUCUGCGCUUCAAGGAUCCCAACGGCCACAGCUGCUGCGUGCAGUAAAGCCAGCCCGCCACCACCUGCCUAUGCACCUCGAGCGGGAGGGGGGAGGGUAAAAAUAUGUGAGAAGAGUGCUAUCAGUAAUUGUUGUGAUGAUUUGUAAACACUGAGUCAUGGUUAGUUGAACAGAGAACAAGCGAGUAAUCGAAUGAAAUGGAUUCCGAUCGUGGGGGUACACCAGCUGAACCAAUGAAUGGAAGGUCAAAGCACACAGACGGGCCCACCUCCCCAGUUCUACUGUCAAUCACCUCGGCCCAUUAUCGUUUUCAACUACAGUCCAUCCUGUUGUUCAGUUUUGUAUUUUUUUAUUUUUGCCCCUUUCCUCCCACCUCAUUCAUCUAUAACCGUGGGAUCUAUUAUACUUCCAUUUUGUGAAUUCUUUUCUAAUUUAGACAUACAGUGGUAAUGAAUGGAUGCAAUAUGAAAUGGUCUGAUUUUUAUUCCAGAAAGUAAUGAAUUUUAUGAUUGGAACCAAUUAAUGUAUGUUAUAAAACAUUUGUAAACUUAUCGUGACUGUCCAUUUUGGUAUUUGGGGUGUUUUUUUUUUUUUUUCUCCCUCACUGAAAAUGCAGUAAUGAGUCCCCAUUUCUUUCACAUGUGUUAAGUCACUUUCAUUUUAAAGGAUCACAGUUUGAAUGUGUCUGCAAUAUUUAUUCACAAGGUGAUAUGUGUGGGAGUUACAAGUUUGGCAGGGGGCAAGGACACUGAUUUCCAAUCUUUUUAUUUUCUUUUGAGAGCCAUGUCUUUAUUUUAAACUAUUUUUUCUUGGAGUGCAAUAAUCUGUCCACCUCAUUAAAGCCCACCAAACUGCCGUGACAGCCUGCACACAUGCACAUUUACAUCAGAGAUGUGUACAGGAAAAAACCCAGCAACCUCUGGAAUAAGGUACAUCUUGUUUUUCACAGUGCAACAAUAGGAUUCCCCAUAAUAGGCGUGCACACAGCCUGAGAUUGCCCCCAUCUGAAAGCAAAGCGGAAAAGAAUGAAAAUGGUCUUUUUUUAUUUUUAUUUUAUUUUUUUUUAAAUCUUGUUCCCAUUUUGAAAACAUCCCCAAUUCGUAUUGGUUCUUUAAAGAUCAAUAAAUUGAAUAAAAAAAUAAACAAAAAA
This is a messenger RNA of Corythoichthys intestinalis (scribbled pipefish), 2364 nucleotides long. It is a transcript of the gene ptp4a2b, whose product is annotated as protein tyrosine phosphatase 4A2b. The transcript has 7 exons. The coding region runs from base 737 to 1261 and encodes 174 amino acids. The record is from RefSeq and is a predicted model, not a curated record. NCBI's taxonomy places the organism in Eukaryota, Metazoa, Chordata, Actinopteri, Syngnathiformes, Syngnathidae. Gene Ontology annotation, cellular component: cytoplasm; nucleus. Gene Ontology annotation, molecular function: protein tyrosine phosphatase activity. Gene Ontology annotation, biological process: protein dephosphorylation.